Molecule: messenger RNA, 1023 nt
Organism: Megalobrama amblycephala (Wuchang bream)
Lineage: Eukaryota; Metazoa; Chordata; Actinopteri; Cypriniformes; Xenocyprididae
Product: protein starmaker-like
Exons: 2
Coding region: 112-876 (254 amino acids)
Source: RefSeq, a predicted model, not a curated record
UCAGAGCCUCAGAGCAGCAGGAGUUGAGAAAGGAUAUCUGUAUUCACUGACACCUACUGAUGAAAUUAGUAGAUUAGUGUCCAGUUCAGAUGGAUCAAGGUGAACCUUUUGAUGUCAACAUCCCUGAAGAUGAAAUUCAGCUUGACGAUUUCAAUGAGUUUUUAUAUUGAUUUGGUUCGAAGAUCUCUCAGUGAACUUACUCGGUAUUCCCUGACUCCUGGUCCUGAACACAAUCCAUUGCUCUCCAUGUUGGCCUGGAAUGCAGAUUACUGGUCCAUCACUUUUAAUGCAUCGGGUGAGUUCUUGGAAAUUGCGUUUUAUCCAGUGUAUUUUAAUGGCCCAUCUGCAGAACGUGUGGAGACAUCUACGAGUGAGUCCAGCUCAGAUGAUGAACAGCCUGGACCAUCUCACCAGGUCAACAACAGAUCUGAAAUCAGAACUGGAGGAUCAUCUAUGAAUAGGUCCAGCACUGAUGAUGAACAGCCUGGACCUUCUCACCGGGUCAACAACAGAUCUGAGAUCGGAUCCAAAACACCUGCUGACCAAUCCUCAGGCAGUCAAACUGAGAUAACAGAGGGUGUUAAAAGAAAAAGAAAGACUUCUGGAAGGUCAAAGAGCAGAGAACAGAAAAAUAAUAGAUCAAACCACCACUCUGAUUCUGAUUCUUCAAGUGAUUCCCUCAGUGCAAUGUUUUCUCCUCCAUCUCUUGGAGAAACAUCCAGAGAUGAUGACCAGCCUGGACCUUCUCACAGAGACAACAGUGAGGCCAGAGCAUCUGCUGACCAGAGCAGCCGAGAUGAGUUGAGAAGGGGAGGGAAAAGAAAGACAUCUGAGCACCCAGACGCUCAGAGCAAAAGGAGGAGAUCUGAUCACUAGUCUGAUUCAAGUGAUUCCCUCAUCUCUGGCUUUUAUUCUGCGGCACUUGCAAAGAGACCUUUGAUUGAUCAUCUGUUGACCAGAGCAACCAAGAUGAGUUGACAUGGAGGAAAAAGAAAAAGAACAAUAAAGGGCUUUUCACACUUA